AUGGGUAAAUCAAAGAAACGUAGACGUAGCUCUUCCAGUCGAGAAUCUUACUCUUCUGGAGACACUAGUAUACCCAAUAAAGAGCUAUUAAAACGUCUAAAAAAGCUUGAAAAAUAUUACAAGCGUAAUAGGAAGGCCCGUUCGAGGUCAGCCUCGCCGCUUCGUCGUCAACGGCGAUCACCUUCUAGCGCGCGUGCGCUACCGAUAAGGCAGUCAGAGAGGGAGAGGCGGUCACGCUCGCGGACCCGACAGCGAUCCCCCUCCAAUCUACGAUCUCCGUCCAUAAGGCGCUCUUUCUCUCGCACGUCACCACGACGACAGCGAUCGCCGAGCGUUCCACGAAGUGCAGCCCGAGAUCCGUGCGACUCGGCAAACGCUCCAAAUGAUAGUUUUGCCCAUAGCCCGAGCGGCAUGGCUUCACUAAUAGAGGACGAAGACGCGUCUUUGCACGACGCAGUAGUCAUUCAUAAUGACGUUCAACUGCCAGAGGAUGUCCUAAAUAUUCUUGGGGAAGAUCCAGGUGUUGAACAAGGCGACGGCGGGACAAUACAUUCGGCAUUGGCGAGCCGUUGGACUCACUUUAUUACCAAUGGUUUAACCGAAAACGAAUGUACCAAAUUAAUACAAAAAUACAAAAUACCGUCUAAUUGUCCCUUACUAACACCUCCGGCAAUUAACCCAGAAUCUAAAUCUAUUAUCCCCCUUAAUAUGCGGAAGAAGGACGACGCAUAUAUCAGAUUUCAAACAAAAUUAGGCACAGGAAUAGCUGCUCUAGGUAAAGGCAUUGAUUAUAUUUUAUCUGAUAAGGAAAAUCUACCUAGUACACAGAAAGACGUUCUGCUUCCGUGUAUGUCAGAUGCAGGACGCCUUUUAGCGGACCUGUACCAUGAUUUAUCGAUGGCACGUCGCAGCUUCAUAUUUCCUUACAUGAAUAAGGAAACAAAAGAAAUACUGGAGAAAUGCCCACCAUCAAAUUUGUUGUUUGGCUCCGAUCUGAGCGAAAAGGUUAAAACAGCAAAAUCUAUACAAGCCGCAAGAAACACGACAACAACCUUACAAGGAAAGAUACAGGAGAAGGAAGUAGAUAAGCCAGGAGUGCCACCCACUGUGGGCGAACCUUACAUUGGUAGCAUCGAGACUAUCCGGAAAUCUAUGAAGUUUCGAAACAUUCCAGAAUGUGCUAUCGAGACCACCUUACACUCAAUUUCUAAUGCUACCAUUAGACAGUAUGGAGUGACCUAUAAGCUUUGGUGGGAGUUUUGUAAUCGUAUAAAGAUUCACCCUUUUCAAGCUAAGGUUCCGGAAGUAUUAACUUUUCUCCAAUCAAUCUUAGAUAAUAAAGGAUGCGUUUAUGGCUCAAUUAAUUCCCAUAGAGCUGCUUUAUCAUUAAUACUUCCGGGAGACUUAGGGAAUGAUUUGAUAUUAAAACGAUUUAUGAAAGGUGUUUUAAGACUAAGGCCACCAAAACCUAGGUACACUUGUACCUGGGAUCCUAAAAGAGUUCUGGACUAUUUCAAAAACAACCCUGCAGAUUCCUUAAGAAGCUUAUCAUUUAAGUUAGUAACCCUUUUGAUCCUGGUUACCGGCCAAAGGUUACAAACGAUAUCUCUCAUUAAACUAAAAAAUAUACUACCGUAUGAUGACGGUGGUGUUCAAAUUUUAAUUGAAGAUCGGAUUAAGACAUCCAACAUAAAUAUUAAUCAACCUUGCUUAAUUAUUCCAAAAUUUAAUGAAUUUCCCGAAUUGUGCGUGGUUUCUUGUUUACAGAAAUAUAUCCAGGAGACUGAAAAAGUAAGGAAGGAUAAUGACGACUAUCUCUUUAUAACCUUCCAGAAACCACACCGUAUCGCCUCUAAACAAACGUUAAGUCGGUGGGUUAAAAGUACCCUAAAUUUGUCUGGGGUUGAUACGAAUAUUUUUAAACCUCACUCAAGUCGUCAUGCUUCUACUUCCGCUGCUAGGAGAGCGGGUGUCUCAAUUGAUUUAAUUAAGGAUUCUGCAGGUUGGAGUAAAAACUCGUCAACUUUUGCUAGAUUCUACAACCGUCCCCUUGUAAAUCACGAUAAGUUUGCCUUAAGCAUUUUGAAAUCAUAAAAUGGUUAUUAAGAUAAGUAUAAUAUAGGGAGGCAAU
Molecule: messenger RNA, 2131 nt
Organism: Sitophilus oryzae (rice weevil)
Lineage: Eukaryota; Metazoa; Arthropoda; Insecta; Coleoptera; Curculionidae
Exons: 3
Coding region: 1-2094 (697 amino acids)
Biological process (GO): DNA recombination; DNA integration
Molecular function (GO): DNA binding
Source: RefSeq, a predicted model, not a curated record